AUGGUAAAAACUCGACACCAGUACACAAUGGAACAACAAUCAAGUAAUGCAAACAUGGAUACACAGACACAUUCAGACACAGAAAUUAAUACAGACACGCAAACACAUCAAAAUAAUCCGCUACAGACACAAAUAAACGCCGAGAGGAGCAAUUCAGAACCAAACCUGAGAGACCACGUCACGUCUAAUGACGCGGCGGGGGCAAGCUCAUUUUGCAAUCAAAAUUUUGGCGCUAUACUGAAUUCAAUUUUGGAAGGCAUAUCCAAUAUUAAGCAAGAUAAUGACGAAAAAUUCUCACAAUUAAUGACAGACAAUGCAGCCUUCAGGAAUGACAUAAAAUCAGACUUCGCCACACUGACUCAAAAGGUAGAUGAAAUUAAUACACGUCUUUCCAAACAGGUCGACGAUCUUACGGAAAAAUUCGAAAAUUUAGAGUUACGACAAAGCGACAAUGCCAAUCACAUCCAUGACUUGACAAAAACCUGUGAAACUAUUAAUUGCAAACUAGAAUCAAACACGCACGCAUGUGACGAAAUUAAUUUAAAGGUACAACCCAAUAGUACACCCACUACACAUUUUUACACACACAGAAGAAAAUCUCGAUUCGGGAAUGAACACAUGUACUCACACGAAUUUCAACACUCAAAUACACAAUACACUGACACGCAUAGCAACAGAUACCCAUCACCUGAAAUACAAUACAAUUAUCAUUCUGAUGAAGAACCAUGUACACACAGGGAAGAAUUCAAUGAUUACACGGAAAGAAACAGACGAACACGUAACAAAGAAGAAGAAAGUCUAUUCAAGCACCAACAAGAACCAACACACAACUCAUGCAGUAGGAAUCAACAUGUCUACAUUGCUACAUUACCAAACACACAGCAAAAUUCACAACACACAGUAAACAUGCAAAACAGUCACCACAACUCACAGCUGCACACAAACAACAACUACAACUAUACACAGGGAGAUAACCCGUACAAAAAACGAAGAAACAACAAUUUUAAUUCAAGAAGCAAUAAUGGAAACAACAACGGACACAAAGCAAAACACAAACACUGGCAAAGAAACAACAACACAGAUUACACAAGAAAUGGAACACUUACACCGCACUUUAAUCAGAACGACAACCAGUAUGAUGUGAGACAGUGGCAAACACCGCAACCGCCACCACAAAAUCAUAUUCAGAUGCCACAAGGGAAUUUUGCGCAAACAAGCAACACAAACCAACAAGUGACUUCAGCCAACCGAAAACAGACAGGUGAUUGGCAAAGACAAUAUCCAAAUCCCUUAGCAGAGUAUGCUGAUACAAAAACAAGACAAGCUGACAGACUAAAUGACUGGAGACAAUUGCUGCUCUGA
Messenger RNA from Schistocerca serialis cubense, 1362 nucleotides. Its product is annotated as probable cyclin-dependent serine/threonine-protein kinase DDB_G0292550. The record is from RefSeq and is a predicted model, not a curated record. The transcript is spliced from 5 exons. Lineage: Eukaryota; Metazoa; Arthropoda; Insecta; Orthoptera; Acrididae. Bases 1 to 1362 code for a protein of 453 amino acids.